Molecule: messenger RNA, 2257 nt
Organism: Anopheles funestus (African malaria mosquito)
Lineage: Eukaryota; Metazoa; Arthropoda; Insecta; Diptera; Culicidae
Exons: 3
Coding region: 691-2217 (508 amino acids)
Source: RefSeq, a predicted model, not a curated record
UUAAAAACAAGAAUUAUGUGUGGAUUUGUUGCUUUUGAAUCGUAUUGGUGGACCUUACCAUACAUCGAGUUUACUGUGUACUGGCGAAUUGGAAGUUAAGCAAUCAGCUCAUGAACCAACAAUGACGGAACGAUUCGCAAUUAUAAAAUUAUCAACAAAUGUUUAUUGGAGGGGUUCUGGAUAGAAAUUCGACUAAUAUGAACACUUAUAAAAGUACAAACCUCUGUUUAAUAUAUUCAGAUAAAGCUAAAUUUAAUCUACAUGGAGAACAUAACUAUAAGUAUGCGUCGUCUACAGCAAAACAUCUACAUUUUCAUAGAUGACGGUAACCAACUACAUAUAUGCGAAUCGAGAACAAAACUGGAUACCAGCAGUUAACUUAAAACUUGUAAUAAAUAGCUGAACUUUAGUUGUGUUUUAUACGUCUUUUGGAUGAUUUAGAUUUUUACUUAUUUCAAAACAACGAUUCAUCCAAAGUCGGUAUCCGUCUCGGUUUUUUGCAAUAAUUACCGAGAAACAAUUUUGCGUUAUUUAUACAGAUGAUGCAGGCAUCACAUGAAGGCUUACGCAGUACGCGUGUCACUUCGUUUCAAGUAGAACAGUACCCUAAUCAUGGUUCAGUUGUAUACGAAGCACAGCUUGUAUUGGGUAAAGAAUUGAACCGCCACAGUUACGAUUACCGAACGCAAGAUGCUACAAUACGUUAUGAAUCGUGUUGCUCUUGCGAUGCUACUGUUUCAGCGUUUGCUAGCUGUCGCCAGUCCCGAUUAUGGACUACCAAACAGCGUUGUAGGCACCGCGAGAGUGUUGUCCAACGUCGACGAAGCAUCCACCUACCUAGAGACGCUGGCGGCAUCGCAACUAGUGUCUGCAUCGAUAUCGCAAACUGUAUACGGGUUGCCGACCAUCGUCGAAAUCCUACAGGAAACGGGUACCACUGUUUCGGAGGACGGCACUAAUAUAGCGAACGCACUUUCAACGCUUACCGAAAGUAGCUCGGGCGAUCCAACUGCACUAUUUGAUGCAGUUUUAAGCAGCAUUCAAGACGCACUUGGACGUAUGGCAGAGCUGCUGCCUACGACGAAAUCUAGUUUGUCCGCUAUUAUUGGUAGCAAUGUUCCAGAUCGGCUUACUGAUAGCUUCGGACGGAUAGACACCGGUUUAAGGAUACUGCAGACACAGAUUGAAACUCUGAAGUCGGCCAUUCUUGCAGCCGUAGCGGAGGCUGGUUCAGCGACGUCUAUUUCGUCGGCCAUACUUGGGAAGCAUAUAACAGCGCAAAAGGUGUAUAAUGUGGCACGGACUGUGAAGAACUUGCGUGCCUUCCUGCCCGUGGUUCGAUACACGCUUAACACAUCCAUCGAAGAUGCGGUGGAGGCUGACAAUUACCUGACGGCAUACAACUCUGCCUUGGAAUCGUUGGAAGGCAUGGUAACUAACAUUAUGGAAUCGCUAAAUGCUGCUAAGCAAAGUUUCUACGAUACGGUAGAGUCAGGUGUACAAGAACUCGCUGCAUCCUAUUUGUACGCGAAUGAAGAUACCCUAUCGCUGCCAAUAAGCGAAGACCCCGACCUAGGAGCCGAGAUCACUGCUAUGCUGAGCAAAUUCACCACCACUUUGGGAGACCCGGAGAACGAUCUACUAUCCGUUGCGACUCAGCUGCAGAACUAUCUGAACGCUAUCAAUAGCAUGGUUUCGAUAAACGAUCCGGAAGUGGUGUCCAUCAGCGAUAGUGAAUUGAUUAAGGCACUGAUCCAAACUCUUAUCUACAGUGGACCGUACUCUCGCUACUGUUUUCACAAGUACAAGGACCUAGUGAGUUACCUCAGCAACUAUCUGCUCAAUGAAUCGAUCAUCUGCAUCGAUCGAGAGAUACCACGGCUAGCAAACCUCGCCACAGCUGUACAGUCCAUUCUCGAUGUAAAUGCAUUCGAUUUUGAGGAUAUUUACGACUAUCUAACCAUAUGCAACGAGCUGCAGGCAGCAACCGAUCGGACGGAUUGUGUCGCAAGGAUUGGGCAAUCAUACACACCGCUGGGAGACUACUUUGCUGACAAGUACGAUCUACUAUUCGAUCUGACAACCAGCGAAGUAAAUGCAAGUAAACAGAGAGUAAAAAUUUGCAUCAAUCUAUCCAGACGCUCGAUUUCCGAUGGAUACAUUUCCGAUCUGCAGGAUGACAUCGAACAGUGCGCUACGAAGGGUCCAAAUGAAUAACUUUGUUACAAUAAAAUAGAUGCAAUACUAAAACAUUCAA